CACGCAUGGCCGAGCCAUUGCGGAGUAGCAAAUUCACAUUCACUCACGACCCUUGGAACUCUUGUAGAGACGCAAAUGAUUUACUCCAAUUUCUUGCUUUCUAUCGUAUAUAUAUCCAACGCCGACGCUCUCCUCGAUUUCCAUGUCUUCAGUUCGUAGAUUGGUGAUGGCGGCUGCCUCUAACUCUGUGUCGCUGAAGCACGGGCUCUCUCUGUGGUGCCCCAACUCUGGUCCUCUUCGCGGACCUCACCGGCCUUCCUCGGUUGCCUUCAGAGGCUUCCGGAGAAGCUACGUUGCUGCCUCCACGGCUUUCGCCAACGAGAAUAGAGAGUUUGUGAUUGUUGGUGGCGGCAAUGCUGCUGGUUAUGCGGCUCGUACUUUUGUUGAGCACGGUAUGGCCGAUGGACGGCUUUGUAUAGUAUCUAAAGAGGCAUUUGCGCCAUACGAGCGUCCGGCUCUCACAAAAGGUUACUUGUUUCCUCUCGAUAAGAAACCAGCUCGCCUGCCUGGGUUUCAUACUUGUGUUGGAUCUGGUGGGGAAAGACAAACUCCGGAAUGGUACAAGGAUAAAGGUAUUGAGACGUUUUAUCAAGAUCAAGUUACGGGUAUUGACAUAGAAAACCAAACCCUGAAUACUACUUCAGGAAAACUGCUCAAGUAUGGAUCCCUUCUAAUAGCAACAGGAUGUACAGCCUCGAGAUUUCCAGAUAGGAUUGGUGGCGGACUACCAGGUGUUCACUACAUCCGAGAUGUUGCAGAUGCAGAUUCACUUAUAUCGUCAUUGGAGAAAGCACAAAAGGUCGUGGUUGUUGGUGGUGGUUAUAUUGGUAUGGAAGUUGCUGCGGCAGCUGUUGGUUGGAAACUGGAUACAACGGUCAUAUUUCCUGAGGACCAUCUGUUACAAAGACUUUUUACACCUUCACUGGCCAGAAAAUACGAGGAAUUUUACCAGGAGAAUGGUGUCAAAUUCUUAAAGGGGGCCUCCAUAAAACAUUUGGAAGCUGGUGCAAAUGGUUGUGUCACUUCUGUUAAACUUGAGGAUGGAUCCUCCAUAGAAGCAGACACGGUAGUAAUCGGCAUUGGUGCAAAGCCUGCUGUUGGUCCGUUUGAGCGAGUAGGGUUAAAUAGCAGUGUUGGUGGUAUACAGGUUGAUGGCCUGUUCAGAACAAAGAUACCAGGAAUUUUUGCAGUUGGAGAUGUGGCAGCAUUCCCAUUAAAGCUGUAUGACCGUGUAGCUCGGGUUGAACACGUGGAUCAUGCUCGUCGAUCAGCUCAGCAUUGUGUCAAAGCUUUAUUAACUGCUCAAACUCAAACAUACGAUUAUCUUCCAUACUUCUACUCAAGGGUGUUUGAAUAUGAAGGAAGCCCUAGGAAAAUAUGGUGGCAAUUUUUCGGGGAUAAUGUUGGUGAGACAGUUGAAAUUGGGAACUUCGAUCCCAAAAUUGCUACUUUCUGGAUUCAUUCUGGUAAAUUAAAAGGGGUUCUUCUUGAAAGCGGAAGUCCUGAGGAAUUUGAACUUCUUCCCAAACUGGCAAGGUUGCAGCCUUUGGUUGAUAAGGCUAAACUUCAAAGUGCGUCUUCAGUUGAGGAAGCGCUGGAUAUUGCCCGAGCAUCCUUACAGCAGGUUGGAGUUGCAGUUUAAUUUAUAAUGAAAUGUUUGACCUUUGCAGUUCAAUCAGUAAUAAAAGAUUUUCGGUUGUUGAAUUUUCUCAGCUAUUUGGUUAUUAUUCUCAUUCCUUCA
Momordica charantia (bitter melon) is the source of this 1741-nucleotide messenger RNA. It is a transcript of the gene MDAR6, whose product is annotated as monodehydroascorbate reductase 6. Lineage: Eukaryota; Viridiplantae; Streptophyta; Magnoliopsida; Cucurbitales; Cucurbitaceae. The record is from RefSeq and is a predicted model, not a curated record. Gene Ontology annotation, molecular function: oxidoreductase activity, acting on NAD(P)H. Gene Ontology annotation, cellular component: cytoplasm.